Molecule: messenger RNA, 9081 nt
Organism: Adineta ricciae
Lineage: Eukaryota; Metazoa; Rotifera; Eurotatoria; Adinetida; Adinetidae
Source: the annotation of a GenBank genome assembly
AUGGAUUCACGAUACCACUUUCCAGGAACGAUGUCCAAUCGUUACGAACAACUUUCGCCUAAUACUAAUCCACGUCAUGCGAACAACCCAAAUCGUUCAACAUCGACUUCGACACGCUAUCUACAUCGUGCUCCGCCUGUCUUUCCACAGCAUCAUCAACAUCGCAUUCGUACCCCACCGCCGCUUCUGUCUUCGUCAUACUUAGGCCCCUUGCAACAACAUCGGCCACGCUUUCUCUCUGCCUGGGAUCUGACUCCAGCACCGAAUAUCUAUCUUUCGUCACGCAAUAUUGCUACGGGUACGCCAACACCAACGUCAAGACCGCAACAAUACGAAGAGGACCGUACUCAACUGCAAUCAAUGCCAGCCAAAGAUUUCGCUGAUUUAGUGAUGUUGCCACGUGAAUGGCGUCGUGGUGACGACUGCAUUCAAUGGCCGAGAAAUCAUGAUUAUUACAACAUCGAAUGGCUGGAAAAUCUCUGGAAAUACAUUAAUGAAAAACUUCCUAAUGAUCUCUCCAUGUUAGAAAACACCAAUAUACUUUAUCUACAACCAUUGUCACGUCCAAUUGGUGCUUCCACAGCGAAUAAUAGUAUAUCAUUAUACAAACUCUCGAAAAACAUCGGUCUAAUUCAAUUACCCAUUGUUCCAAGCAAAGAUGAUUUAGCCAUACAGAAAAUUCUUCUAAAACUGAAUUUCUAUUGCAUUGAACCAUUUCCGGAGAUCAUUCGUCGGCACAAAUGUAUUGAAGAAUAUGUUCCACAAUUAUCCUGUCUUGGUCUCUUACAAAUCUUCAAAUGUCGCUUAAGACAUUUCACUCAAUUGAAAAUUCAACAUGAAUUCAACACCCUACUAAAUGAACAUGACAUGAAACUCCUUCGUCAAUAUCUUUCGCGCAUAAUGACACAACAAUUAGAUGAUUCCAACAUUCAAUGUAUUAAACAACUCCCAAUCUUCGACAAUGCAUUCCUAGGCAUUGAUAAUAAUCAACAACAAUAUCGAUAUAUCAGUCUGAAUAAUAUUUUAUAUAUCUACGAAUCCGGAACGAAAUUACCAUGUGAUUUACAGCCACCCAAACAAUGCAUUCAUGUGACUGAUAGCGAUUCGCGAAUUCUAUUAGAUAAAUUAGGUUAUGUUAUACAUGAUUUUACACAUGUUGCUAGAUAUCUUAUCACAACUCUGGGCCAACAACAACAACAACAAUUAAAUAUCCAACAGCAACAACAACAGACACCAAAUCCAUCGACAAUGAAUACAUUAUUCAAGAAUGAUCAACAAAAAAUGGCAUUUCUAGGCAAAUGGUUAUUGUCAAACUGUGCAAAUUUGAUUUUAACAGAUGUUGUUUGCCAAGAUACUCUGUCAACCAGUCGAUUAUUUCCGAAUCGCAAAGGUGAAUUAUGUUCGUGUCAACAAAUGUUUGAUCCGACAUCGUUUCAUGCGAAUAACAAAGAAAAGUUCUUAAUCUUAUUCGAAUCGAAAUAUUUACCAUCGAUUGACAUAUGUUCAACUAACGAACAUAUCACUUUACUUAAGCAUUUGAAACUAAAACAAUUCUAUGAUAUCAAAUGCGAUGAAUUAAUCGAUAUUUGUGAAUUAACUAUUAAAGAAUCAGCCGCUAAUGGGAAACGUUCGCUGAUGUUUCUCUUAGCUGAUUUUAUCAUUGAUAUUUUGAAUCAAAAUGGGAAACUAAUUGACGAUUAUUCUCAAACGAAACGAAUUAGUCUGAAACAAUACUUAAACAUCACGCAAUGGAUCCCAGUUAUGCUCGAAAGGCCAAAUUCUUAUCCAUCAACAUUGACAUGGCAAGGUUCAAUCGAUUCACGUCGUCCGUUCGUCACACCACGCGAAGUGUGCGACAAAUCGAAUGCAUUUUUAGUGGGCGCGACAGCACUGGUUUCGUCACUUGAUCUGCCAGAUAACUUUCUUUCAUCAUCACGUUCAUUCAAUUCAUCAUCGAAUCGUUUACUGAUCGAUAUGCGCGAAAUCAAACUUGAUUUAUUAAUCAAACAAUUGAAAUGCGUCGUUCUUUGUUACUUGAAAUGUUCAUCGCAUGAACAGAAGAGUGAAACAUUUGAUUAUUUAAAUUUAUGCAAACGUCUAUACGAUGCGUUAGCACAUGUUAAUAAUCCUAAUGAUAUUCUCAAAGAAAUGCGCAUAUGCGACUUGAUUGAAUGGAUUUGGAAUGGUACAAAUGGAUUCUCUUCCACAAAUCAAAUCUAUCUCAUCGAUAAAACUCAUUCAUUAGCUGCGUACGUUCAAAUCCUUCCGUAUGAAUUGUACAAUUACCGAAAGUUUUUCGAAUCCAUGGGAGUGAAACAUCAUCCGGAUGGAGCGAAACUAGAAGAUAUCAUUCGCAAUCAGCAGAUCUAUGAUGAGAACUUGUUCAAAUGGAUUAAGGAAACAUAUUCGGGCGAUCGCCGUCUGUUACAAGUGAUCAACGAUUUAGAAACGAAAAAUAAUAAAACAGUACCAACGAAAAGCAUGCCAGAUGAACAAACACGUAUCACAUUUUCGAGCACUUUGGAUCUGUCCGAUGAUAAAAUAUAUCUAUAUCUACCAGAUAUUUUCAAUAAGCAGAAUAACGUGAAAGAAACAGUUGUUCAAGCGUUGACAACCAUCUCAAAGGAGAAGAAAUGUCAUUUACUAUCCGAAGAAGAUUAUUUCAUUCGUAAAAUGUCAGGCCCUGAAUAUCAAAAGAACCUCUACGAUCAUUACCGUGCUUUUAAUGAUUUACUCUUACCAAAUUUGAAUGUUCUACCCAAAAAUGUCAAAGAUACUUUGGUGCUAUUUGCAUUAGACCAUGCCGAUGCAUUAAUGUUGAACAUUCUCAAACAACACUGUUGUAUUCCAUGCACACCCAAUGGAAGAAUUUUGAACAAACCAUCGAAAUUGAUUCACCCGUAUUGCCGUCUAGCGUCGUUGUAUUCAGAUAUUGAUUCGCUGUUUCCGUAUGGUGGUCAGGAUUCCUAUUUACGAGAAGAUCGAUUGAAUGUUUUAAAACUACUGGGAAUGAAAUGCGAUGACAAUCUUGUCACCUGGCCAGAACUUGUCGAACGUUGUGAAUCGAUUCAACGUAUGCGAGAUUAUGACUUAGCUCAUGAACGAUCAGUCGCACUUUUACAAAUUCUCAAUGACAUGCUUUCAAUCUCCUCGUCAAAUACAACUCGAACGUAUGAUGAAAAUGAUGACUCAUCCGACCGUCGCUCGCGACAAUCGACAUCACUUUCACGUGACAAACCGCCAAACUCUCAAUCAUCAACAUCAAGUACACAUGAAGCACUUCAUGACAAAGAAGCACGAGCACGUGCAUCGAUACAACUUCGAGAACUUCCAUUCAUUCCGAUAAAACAACGACCACAUGAAUUAAACGGAAUCAGUUUGACAUGGAUGGGCGAUAAAUACAUCGGCCGAUUGUUCAAACCCAAAGAUAUUCUCUCGCAACAAUAUGAACAAUUAGUUUGUUGUUCAUGGCCGAUUGCUCAACAGUCGAAAAAUACUCAAGAACAACCAACAAUUACUAAGCAAGUCGAGCAUUUUCUUGGCCUCGACGAUACAAGCAAAAUCGAACUUCGCGAUGUUUUAAAACAACUCGACGAAUUAGCCAAAUUAACGAUCAUCAAUGGUCCAAGUUCAGCUACUUACAAUCAUCAAAUUACAUCAAAAUACAUUCUCGACAUGAGCUAUGCAAUCUACGACUACAUUCAAUCCUUCUGUUUUCCUCAUUUGAAAUCACCCAAUGAACAUCUAUUUGAAUAUCGUUCAUCAUCGAUGACAUCACAUCAACUAGAACAAUGCAUACGUGAUGUACGCGAAUUUUUUUCCCAGCGUCGUCUCAUCUACAUGAAUGACUCAUCGUCAACGGAUACUUAUCUAUUCCUAUCGCUAUCUCAACUCUUAUGGCAAGCACCGACUCGUGCAUCGGCGUCAAACAAUUUAAAACCAUAUUACUAUCCUCUUCCCAUCGCUUUACAUAAACAUUACAAAAACCUCUUCUUAGAUUUAUUACAAAUCAAAAUUCAAAUCGACGGUAAAGAUCUUCUGAACAUCAUUGAGCAGAUCAAGAAGAAGUAUGGAACUAAGCCUAUUGACAAAGAUGAUUUGACCUUACUACAAAAUAUUUACACUUUUCUAAUCGAACAAUACUCCAAUGUCUUCAGUUCGAAUAUAAGUUUACAUUUACCAAACAUCGAUUGUGUUCUUCAUCCGGGCUCAACCUUAUUCUUCUAUCCAUUUGAAAGAGAACAAAUGUACAGUACUGUAUUAUUACAACAAGCAUCGACACAGAGAGAGAGAAUGUCGACGACGCCAUUGAAACGCAGUAACCACACAAUUGUCUUCAAAUUUCCAUCUUCCGUUAAUUUGUCAAAUCCAUCAUCACAAGACGAACAUUAUGUUCAUCCGUCUAUCGAUCGACGUGUUUGCCUCAAAGCUGGUGUCAAAGUACGCAAAUUGCCCACAGUUACUGCCACGGCAACGGUCUCGUCGACUCCGCCAGCUCCAUUAGUUGAAACCCAAACCGCCACGUCGAAUCUUCCAACAACUUCCACUUCACGUCUGUUUCCGAAGAUCUUCGGAAAUAAAAAACUCGAAUCAAUCUUAGCACGUCUCGAUGAUCCACACAUCAAUCCUCAAUUAGUUGAAAAUAUGGACGAAUUAAAUCCGAACAUUGUCUUAGAAUUCCUCUUAGAAUCCAAUAAACACACCCAAAUUACCAAUAAUCUCUCCGAUGAUGACAUUGUUAUUAUCUUGAAAUACUUCAAUGAUUUUCUCAUUCACGGCUAUCAAGGCAAUUUCCAAAAGCUUCGCGAAUUGAAGAUCUACAAGCCAAUCUGGGGAACUGUGUCCUCCGAUGACAAACAACAACAACAAAUACCCAUUCAACAAUGUUGCUCUCUGGAGAACUUCUCGCAUGUUUAUGUUCUACACGAAGAAUGGGCAAAUAUCAUUCGUCGUUCGUUCAAGCGAAACUUUUUCAGUGAACAAUUUCACGAAAAGAAAACCGUGUUACUAAUGCAAAAGAAAAUCGAACCGCUAAGCAAAAUCUUCUCUCAUAUUCGAUUUAACGUCCUCUCGGAUGUGGAGAUUUUUCUCCAAUUAUGUUUACCAUACUUCCGUAAACUCGAUGUAAAGUCUCAAGCGAAUCUAUUGAAGUAUUUUAUCGAAGAGAUCGACGAGAAACAAUUCCCACAUGAAAAAGAACAAUGUCGCAAACAAUUACAUGAUUUAUUGGAAAUAUUCACUCAAACAUCAACAAAUAAUAAUGAUUGUUUACAAAAGACACCAGCAGGAAUCGCGCGAUCAUCACGUGAUCCACCGGAAAUCUGUCCAGUGCAUGAAUUGUACGAUCCGAACAUCAAAAACAUUCGCUCUAUCUUAGGCGUUCAUCAUUUUCCCGACGAGCAAUUCCACACACCAACAUUAUUAAAAUUUUUGAAAGAAUGUGGUUUACGCUCAUACAUCUCAACAGAAAAAUGCAAACAAAUCAUGGAAUCCAUUCAACUGAACGUCAAACAAGAAGGUUGGACACACGAACAACGCAAACGUUCGAAGUACCUGUACGAACAUAUGCUCUUCAAUUGGACACGUUACGACAAUUCCAUCUUAGAUUACAAGUUUCUCGAACCUUAUCAAAUGCAUGCUAAUCACGAUGAAUUAUCACAAUUGCACGAACAAUAUGCGAAUUGUUCGGAUUCGAACAUCGCUGAUCAUUUUCGAUUUACGUGUAUUAAAUUAAGCGAUGGAGAAUUAAUUAAAGACUCGAAAUUGUGUUGGACAUCAUCGUAUUUAUUACCGGAAUUUAUUCGUCUGGAACAUUAUAAUGAUGCUAAUGAUCAAAAAGAAUCAAUCGACGAAAAUGCCUUGGAAUUUUUCAAAUUAAACAAAAAACCUUCUUACACAUUGGUACAAAAAAAUCUAUCAAACUUAGCGAAGAAAUUUUCAUUAAAAAACCAACACUUCAAUGACACAAAAUCUCCCUCGCCUACCAUCAAUCAACAAGUUAUCGACGAUACUCUCAUUCCGGUCUUGAAAGCGAUCUACAAUUACUUUCAGCAUGAAAUCAAGCAGGAACGUCGAGUGGAAGUCUACAAAGAAUUAGAAGAUCGAGAAUUUAUCUACUCUCGAACACGUCGGCAAUUUCUACCAGCGAAAUAUUUCUGUUUGAACCUUCCGGCCGCCGAUGAAAUCCCUCCGUUUGUCUUCUCAUUGGAUACAGAAUUUCACGAGUACAAAGACUUUUUCCUCCAAAUCGGAACACAAGCCGAACCACAUCCGAUGUUAUACGGAGAUAUCCUUCGGAAAUUAUCGAAAGUUUGCGAACAGGACUAUUUGAAUUCUAAUGAAUUGUGUAAAUCAUUGAAAGCAAUGGAAUGCUUCUUUAAAUAUCUGGCGACAAGCACAACAAUCAAUGCGCAAACGAAACUACCUGGUUUAUACUUUGUUUCGAAUGAUUUCAAACUUAUCAAAUCGAACGACAUUGUCAUUAUGGACGACAGAACCAAAAUUGACUAUAUUACCAAGUUAAAUCAAGAUAAAUUCAUGUUUAAUCCAAAUGAACGCGUUCUUAAGCUCGACACAAAUAACUCUUCAAACUCGAAAACGAAUGGACCAGCAACAAAUAUCAAAGAUAUCAUCGAUAAAAUCUUCGUCAGUCAACGUCCGGUUUUGUUCAGUCAGAAAUACGAAGAAUCAUUUUCCAUCACCAUACCCGAAGAUGAAGAGUCUCAUCGUCAACGAUUCUUGUUCAAUCUCGAAAGAAAGUAUAAUCAAUUGUUGUCAUCACGGCAUUUACAUCGUUGUAUGGCACGUGUUAUUGCCAAUCAUGUGGCACGACAACAAAAUCCCAAGAUUAUUUCCAUUGAUGAUGUCGAAAAUCUCAUUCGACAACGAUUGACCUUUGUGAAAGUUACCUGUGUCGAAUAUUUAGAAACGAAUUUGAUCUACAAGAAAACGCAACAGAAGAUCGAUCAAUCUGUUGACGAAAAAGCGGUUUAUCUAGUUGUGGAAGGUGAAGAAAACAUCAUUCUGUACAUCAGUAUGAAACACACCGAACAACCUUACUUCACACUAUGUCUUGCACGUGCGUUGAGUCCAUGUUUGGGUCUAUCCGAAUUACAAUUAGACAAUUCCGUUAUGGCUGCUCUCUUAGCGACAACAAUUGGACAAAUGGCGAAAUUGCUAAAUUUAGUCAAUGUUGCCACGGAAGAAAAUAUUCUGUCUAUACUUAAACUACAGUAUAUUCCAUCCCCGGGUAAUGUUUAUGGUGAUGAUAUCGAACAAUUACAGCAAUUCAAUAUCGAUCAACAUCAGAUUCUACCGGGAGAUUUAUGUGUUUAUCGUCUGAAUGAUCUUUAUAUUUAUUGCGAAGUGGAAAAGAUUCUUAGAGAAUCGGACGGUGACCAUGAAUCCCAGCGUGAUGAAUGGUCGUGGAAAAAGUCCGACUCCUCAGUUUCAUACGCCUUCAUCUGUAAAAUCAAUGAUGCGAAUGAAACACAGAAGAUCGAAGCAUCAAAUUUUUACGUACUUGAACAUUGGUCAAGAAUAUUCGAUGCUGUACAUACUAAACCAGUCGAUGAAAGAGAAUCAUUCAAAUCAUCAACGACAACAACACAAGGCAAAAGUGGUGAUAAAGAUAAAUACAAUGAUGAAAAAACUUCUUCCUCUUCGAAACGCUCAGGAAAAGCGAAUCAUGCUGGUGAUUUUACCAAUGAUUCCAAUCAUUCAACGAAUGGUUUCGAAAACUUCAAAACUCAAACGUCCGCAGAUAGCAAAAGUGGUGAUAAAGAUAAAUACAAUGAUGAAAAAACUUCUUCCUCUUCGAAACGCUCAGGAAAAGCGAAUCAUGCUGGUGAUUUUACCAAUGAUUCCAAUCAUUCAACGAAUGGUUUCGAAAACUUCAAAACUCAAACGUCCGCAGAUAGUGACUCCUCAGGUAAUGCCACAUCCGAAUCUCAAUCCGAAUCUGAAUCAACUCCAGCCAAUGAACAAGAUCUGAUUGAUAAAGCCGAAUUAGAGUUAACCAAAACCGAAAUCUACAAUGCUGUAAGACAAGCCUAUCAAUUGACAGGGCAGGAGCGGAAGAAAACAGUCAAGAAACUUUUAUUAAAAUGGCAUCCAGAUAAAAACCCCGGUCGUGAACGUUUCGCUGCCGAAGUCUUCAAGCAUUUACGUAAACAAAUCGAUCAUUUUGAAAACGAUCCGUUAACCUCAUUUUUCAAUACCUUUAAUAACUUUCACCACACUCCUUUUUCAACAUCCGAUCCACGAUUCAGUUGGAAUAAGUAUUCCAACACAACGAAAAGCGAUCAUCAUCAAAGUUCAUCGUCGGCCACUACGGGCGAUGAACGAUUCGGUAGUUUUGAUAAUUUAAAUAAAGAUUCAACCGAUGAUACAAAACGUAGUUAUCAAGAUAUACCAAAAGAUCAUUCUGAGAAUACAGAUCCGAAUGGAAAUGGAACGAAAAGUCGCUUUAGUCCCCAUCGAUCAUCAUCGUUUCGCACAGCGCGUGAAGAAUGGCAAUAUCGCCGCCAACACGGAUUUCAACGUCGUCACGGUUUCUUUACACCUACCGAAGAAAAUGCUGGAACUAGUUCUAAUACGACAACGAAUGGAACGGGUUCUCAAACAUCAUCAUCGACUGGUGGAAAAGAAAGUCCCAAUGCACGACGAAAACGUAACUAUCAACAAUCAGAAGCCGAUCGAUGGCUUAAACAAGCACAGCAUGAUUUGGAAAGUUCAUAUAGUGAUAUGCAUUCAUCAACAGGACAAGUGGCAUACGAUUGGGCUUGUUACAAAUGCUAUCGAGCGGCGGAAAAAGCCUUAAAAGCGUAUCAUUAUUACAAAGAUACUGGUAAAAACAUGACCGCAGAUAUUCCAGGUUUGCUAAUCGGUGUUGAUAAUGAUGUACGAGAAAUCGGAUAUAAAUUAUACAAAUGGAUCGGUGAUCCGAAUCGAAUGCAAUAUCCCAAUGCAGCACGGUUUGCUAAAAUUCCAGCUGAAGUAUUCACUGUUUCACAAGCUGAACAAGCAAUUGAAUAUACAAAAGAAUUACUGAAGAAAAUCGAAGAUAUUAUGUAUCCAUGA